Eubalaena glacialis (North Atlantic right whale) is the source of this 1695-nucleotide messenger RNA. RefSeq names its product translation machinery associated 16 homolog (gene TMA16). The coding region runs from base 123 to 755 and encodes 210 amino acids. Gene Ontology annotation, cellular component: nucleus. The record is from RefSeq and is a predicted model, not a curated record. The transcript has 7 exons. Lineage: Eukaryota; Metazoa; Chordata; Mammalia; Artiodactyla; Balaenidae.
GGCUUCUUCCGCUUCUCGUGGGUUUGGCCGGACUCGCCUCGUGAGCUGCUGCCGCCGCCGAGCCUGAGGUCACGCGGUGUGGACUCGGAGGUCCGGAGGUCCCAGACAGCGAGGACGUCGCCAUGCCUAAAGCACCAAAGGGAAAAAGUGUAGGACAAGAAAAAAAAGUCAUCCAUCCAUAUAGUAGAAAAGCGGCUCAAAUUACGAGAGAGGCCCACAAACAAGAAAGAAAGGAAAAACUGAAGAAUGAAAAGGCAUUGCGUCUCAACCUUAUUGGUGAAAAACUGCAAUGGUUUCAAAAUCAUCUUGAUCCCAAAAAAGUAGGAUAUUCAAAGAGAGAUGCUUGUGAAUUAAUUGAAAGGUAUUUAAAUCGGUUCAGCAGUGAGCUGGAGCAGAUUGAGUUACACAACAGCAUCAAGGGCAGGCAGGGCCGGCGGCACUGCUCCCGAGAGGCGGUCAUCAAGCAGACUAUGGAGCGGGAGAGGCAGCUGUACGGGGGCUACGGCCUCGGUAGGAGCGGGAGAGGCAGCGAGAUUCCAGACAUUUUAAAUGCAGGUAAUCUGAAAACUUUUAGGGAAUGGGAUUUUGAUCUGAAGAAAUUGCCAAACAUUAAAAUGAGAAAAAUCUGUGCUAAUGAUGCAGUGCCUAAGAAGUGUAAGAAGAAAACUGUGACAGCCGUAGACAGAGAUUUAGGAGAAUUGGAACUGAAAGAUGAAUCAGGUGACACAGAUGAGGAGAUGACUGCAGUGGCCUAAUUGUCUUUACUUGAGUUGAAAAUAAUUUGAGAACUUCAAUUUACACUUUAAUUGAUUAUGGUAAAUAAUUGUCUCUACACAGCAAUUUGCUGUUUAGCUUAUUCUCUUAUAUGAUGAGAAUCCCAUUUUCAGUUCCAAAAACAGUGUUGUGAUUUUUACUUAAAAAUGAAUGUUGCUUUAUGUUUACAUUGUUAGACUAGGUAGAAAUGCUCUGCAAAAUCCAUUUAAUCUGAAUUUCUGGGGCUGGGAGAGCAAUAUGAACGGGGACAAAAAAUGUUGUAAUUUUUCCCCUCAUGUUUACUUAGAAUCACCUAAUCUCACAUUUUGGGGCAUGGGCAGCAGCUGUUUGCUAGAAGGUUACUGUGGUACUUCUUGAGCAGUGACAAUGGCAAAAUUGCCUUUUAGUAAUAUGUUUUACUCUUCUUCCUCUUACACGUUAAAACUAUUUUCUUUCCUUUUAAAAUAGGGAAAAUGUGAUAUGGAAUUUAUAUACAUUUAUGGAUUGUACAUUGCUGUUAUUUAUUAACUUUGAGCCAGAGUUAGUUAAAUGGUUUAAAAAAACCAGUAACUAUUCUUGUUUUGUUUAUCUCCUGCAUUUAACCUGUUAUCUUGAUAAAGGGGAUGAAUGAUUUCAGGUUAGCUCUUUGGGUUUGUAUAUUAUUUUUAGCUUUCUCAUUGUGAAAAGUGAUGUUUUAUUUGUGGAAACAGAACUAAAGAUUAGAAAACUAGUCAUUUCAAUUAUCUUAUUUUUUCUUCUAAGAGAUAGGUUAAAUUGACAUAUAACAGGAUUUCUAGUAUCAUGAAAAACACGGAUGUGGUUGAACGUUCUUCACAGAACUUGUUAAAUGCAGGUGUCUUCUGGUCUGUUUCCUAAAGAAUGCAAUGCAGGAGUAUGUGAGUAUUUUCAAGGAAAAAAAAUGCUGCAUGACGUAACUAGGUA